UUUUUCAGUCUUUGUUUAACUUGUGUGUUAACUUAAAUUUAACCUAAUGGUCAUGUAAUCAUAAAAAUAAUUAUGAAUGAAGGAGACGGGCUUACUCAUCUUCAUGGAUUUCGAUGAAAUUAAGCUCAUUCGACGUAUUUUGUACGAAAUUUUUCUACGAAUCUGGCAAAAAGAAGUGCUGGUCUCUGCCCUGUGGACCGAGGUAUUAAUCAUUAAAGUUGACGACUAUUGAGUUUGGAAAAUCUGUCACAUCGAUAGCAUAGAAGGAUAUGAGAAUCUGUAAGUUAAAGCUAGAUUAGGUAUUUUCUGCAUCAAAAUACGCGAAUUCUCUACUUUAAAAAUAAGUUCUCAUCAACUGUAAAAAUGAAAGUUAUAUAGAAAAUAAUUUGUUUUUAAAGCAAGGAAUUUGUUUUUAAAGUAGAGAAUUUGUGAUUGUAAAACUGAGAAUUUGUGUAGCCCUCUAUAUCAUCGAUAUAACAGUUUUCCUAACUUGAACGUAACCUGAACUUGAACUUUGCGUAAUAUCUCGAUUCGCGGGGGCAAAGCGACACUUUUUCUACCAGAUUUGUUCAUUUUGUGCAAAAACGCGUCGAAUGAGCCUAAUUUCAACAAAAUCGGUGAGUAAGCCUGUCUCCUUCAUAAUUACCAAAAUAAGUACAUGUUUGAAAUUUAACGGAAGUGAAAAGUAAAGUUGUAUACUGCAGUUUUAUGCACCAAUAAAAAAACAAACCCAUUAUUGAAUAGCGUAUAUCAAAUUUACAAUAUUUCUAUGAACCUACAUAUAUUAUUUGUUUUAACGCGUUUUUAAUAGUGUUCCAAUAAUAGAGAUUAUUGUGUAAAGCAAAUUGAUUGUAGGCGAAUAGAAAAACAAGAUAGCUAGAAGUGUUUGUCAACGUUAAAACAUAAUCGUCUUCUUCCAUUAAAAUAUGCCAGGGGUUACAGAGAUGUCGUUGGAUCAUAUGUUUUGUUCCCGAUGUAGAGAAGGUUUUGUUGCACAUGAGAAAAUUGUUAAUUCAAAUGGUGAAUUGUGGCAUCCGCAGUGUUUUGUAUGCGCGCAAUGUUUCCGACCAUUUCCAGAUGGAAUCUUCUAUGAAUUUGAAGGAUACAAAUAUUGCGAGCAUGACUUUCAUGUUCUGUUUGCACCAUGUUGUGGCAAAUGUGGCGAAUUUGUUAUUGGCCGCGUGAUUAAGGCGAUGAAUUCAAAUUGGCAUCCACAAUGUUUCCGCUGCGAAGAAUGUAACGGUGAAUUGGCAGAUGCGGGCUUCAUUAAGUGUCAAGGCAGAGCCUUAUGCCAUACGUGCAACGCUAAUGUGAAAGCUGGUGUACUUGGAAAACAUAUAUGUCAUCAAUGCCACGGAGUAAUCGAUGACAAACCUUUACGAUUCCGUGGUGAACUUUAUCAUCCUUAUCAUUUCAAUUGCACAACUUGUGGUAUAGAACUCAAUUCCGAAGCCAGAGAAGUCCGUUCUCGACCUGGCUAUGCUGCCAAUGAAAUGAACGAGCUCUAUUGUUUGCGGUGUCACGAUAAAAUGGGAAUCCCAAUUUGUGGCGCCUGUCGACGUCCCAUCGAAGAACGCGUGGUAACGGCACUUGGCAAACAUUGGCAUGUGGAGCAUUUUGUAUGUGCUAAAUGCGAAAAACCCUUCCUGGGCCAUCGCCAUUAUGAGAAAAAAGGUCUUGCUUAUUGCGAGACUCAUUAUCAUCAAUUGUUUGGGAAUCUCUGCUUUGUCUGUAAUCAGGUUAUCUCUGGAGAUGUUUUUACGGCAUUGAAUAAGGCAUGGUGCGUUCAUCACUUUGCAUGUGCAUUCUGCGACCAGAAGAUGAAUCAGAAGACCAAGUUCUUCGAGUUUGACCUAAAGCCCGCGUGCAAGAAGUGCUAUGAUAAGUUUCCGCAAGAGUUGAAAAAGCGGAUGCGACGUAUGUACGAUCUGAAUCCUAAGAGGAUUCCACCAGCAUAAACACAGAUCUCGGCUUGGGCUCUUCUGUGUAACUCUCUUAAGAUUUAAUCAAUACUCACUGAUUUACUUGUAGUGCCUUAUUUGUCUUAAUAUUAAUAUAAGAAAUUACAUUUAACUAUUUGUCAUAUUGUAAGCUACGUAGAGUCUACGUACCAAAACUACUUAUUUAUCAGUUGCAACACUGACGUAACAGCUAUAUUUUUAAUAAUUAUUUUUUAAUAAAAGGUAUGAGUGCAUCUUCGACUUAAAAUAUCUUUUCUAAUUUGGCAUCUACGAAUAGGAGAGUGUGCAAUAGUUCUUCUAUAUGUAUACAUUUUGUGUAUGUGAAGCGUAACAUUAGUUACACACGACACACACACACACACACAGAGAGAGAGAAUGUUUCACGUCUAACGCAUUAUCUGCUAAUGGCAGAUUCCUGAAGUUAUUUUGAAAUUAAAAUUCUAGUUUUUGAAUUAUAAUCAUUUAAAGCUAGCAAAUUAUACUGUCUAAAAUUUACGUGUUCAGGUAAUAACGCAAAGUGCUAAAAGCAAAAGCUAAUAGUUGCCUAUUAUAAUAUCAAUAUAAAUAAUUACAUAAGCGAAAAUGAAAUCACUGAUAUUUCUAAUUCUUGAUCUGGAGACACGGUAGUGUCUUAGCACUAAACGUCACAGCGCGAGAUAUUUAUUAUAUUAAAAAAAUAUUUAGUCUGAACAUUAUUAAAUUUUCGUCUCAAAAUGUUUCAGGUAUCUGCCAUUAGCAGGUGGUCUGGUCUGAAAUGCAUUGUAUGUGUGUGUGUGUGUCGUGUGUGUGCGCGCGCGCGCGUGGGCGUGUAUUAUAAUAAAAUUUUAAUCAGGAAAAUGUGUAGUAAACACGAGCAACUCUAUGACAUGCUGCACUCCUGCGUAUUCCGACUGAUACAAUCUGAUUGAUAAACUUUUUAUAUAUAAUCAUUAAUAAUUCGGUAAAUAAUAAUCAAGAUCAAAAUUGGGAAAGAAACUUAGUUCAAAAUUUCAUCAUCCUUCAUUCCAAGAAAUAUUAUAGUAUUUUCGGCCCGACCGGGUUUGCACCAACCUGAGUUCGAAAAUGCUUUGCUAUCGAUUGACGUUACAUGCUCUACCAAUAGGAAAGCACGAAACAUCAUUAAUUCAACCCAGGUUGGUGCAAAGUGUACCCCGGUGUAAGCCCGGUCAGGAUGAAAACACUAUUAAUUAAGAGUUAUGGAUAACUUGUAUUCAUACAAGUAAUCGCAUUUUAUGAAACUUUACUUAUGUAUGUUAAUUUUAAAAUGUUAUUAUAAUUUUAAAAUAUGUAUAUUUAUGAUUAAAACUCGACCUUAUGUAAAAAUGUUCAUAACAAAAUGCAGGAUGAGCAAUAAGACGUGCCUAACAAAAAAUGUACAAUAAAAACGGCAUUUAAUGGAAGUA
Molecule: messenger RNA, 3364 nt
Organism: Acromyrmex echinatior (Panamanian leafcutter ant)
Lineage: Eukaryota; Metazoa; Arthropoda; Insecta; Hymenoptera; Formicidae
Gene: stck
Product: LIM zinc finger domain containing stck
Biological process (GO): positive regulation of integrin-mediated signaling pathway; cell-cell junction organization; cell-cell adhesion
Cellular component (GO): cytoplasm; focal adhesion; cell-cell junction
Source: RefSeq, a predicted model, not a curated record